Penicillium roqueforti is the source of this 1347-nucleotide messenger RNA. RefSeq names its product MFS transporter. The transcript is spliced from 4 exons. NCBI's taxonomy places the organism in Eukaryota, Fungi, Ascomycota, Eurotiomycetes, Eurotiales, Aspergillaceae. The coding region runs from base 1 to 1347 and encodes 448 amino acids. The record is from RefSeq and is a predicted model, not a curated record. Gene Ontology annotation, molecular function: transmembrane transporter activity. Gene Ontology annotation, biological process: transmembrane transport.
AUGACUGUCAUUACCGAAAAGACCUUACCAAUAGGCUACAAUUGGCGUUCCUCCAAGUGGUUCAUUCUCUCUACCAUCGCAAUCGCGUUGUUUGCUGAAACAUUCCUUUAUGGCUUCCUAGUUCCCAUCCUCGGAGAAAUGCUUCGGGACCGCCUCCAUGUCCCGCCAUCUCAAGCUCAGGAGUUAACCUCUGCCGCUCUUGCCCUACAUGGUACUCUCGCCAUGGUCUCCGGCCCUAUAAUCGGUCAUUUCGCCGACAAGAAUACAGGCCGCAAGACCGCACUACUAUUAUCUCUCGGAUGGUGCAUUGUCGGCACGUGCAUGGUUGCCGGCGCUCAUUCAGUCCCUAUACUACUGCUCGGCCGCGUGUUGCAAGGCAUCGCAGGGUCUGCUGUGUGGAUUGUCGGCUUCGCAACAGUCGCAGACACUGUCAGUCCGAGCCGCAUAGGUUUCGCAAUGAGCUUAAUGAUGUCCUGCGCAAACACCGGAGUAAUCAGCGGGCCCGCGAUUGCCGGGCUGCUGAUAGAGGCCACCGGGUACUGGAUAACAUGGUCGAUCCCGCUCGUGGUCCUGACGAUCGAUUUUAUCGCACGCGUGUGUAUGAUCGAGAGUCCGUCUAGUCCUCCCUCUAUGCCAACCGAGACUGCGAGUCUGCUUUCCUCUUGCGAAGAGCAGCAAAUUCCAUCCCGAAACGAUAGUUUCUGGCGGACAAUGCUAUGCAACGGCCGUGUUGGGACCUGUCUGCUGAUUAUAAUCUCGGGUACAACCGUGAGCACGAGUUUCCACGCGACGCUUCCCCUCCACGUUGAAGAGACAUUCGGAUGGGGUCCUCGUGCCGUCGGAUUCCUUUUUGCCGGCCUUGUUAUUCCGGGUGUCGUGAUCGGUCCCAUUGCUGGCUGGGUCCGUGAUAAAGUCGGAACACGACGACCUACCAUGGUCUGUGCCGUUCUUGAGGCAAUAGUACUUGGCCUAAUGGGUAUUGCUGGCGAUAUUCCUUGGGCGGGUGCUCGAAAUAUGGGUAAACCGCUUUACGUCGCCUGUAUCGUUGCUAUAGGCAUUUUGCGGCCGUUUGUGUCUGGCAUCGCGCCGGUCGAACUGACGGCCACUGCCAAAGCUAUCCAGGAACAGUCCCCAGGGACAUUUGGACCUAAAGGAGGCAUGUCGCGCGUAUUCUCUAUGAUGGAUGUUGCUGAUUCCCUCGGGAUGAUGAUUGGUCCAAUCAUAGGCGGUUCGCUGAAGGAAAUGGUCGGCUAUAAAUGCAUGAGCUGGACUUGGAGUCUCUUAUAUCUCCUCCUCGCUGCUCUUGCCAUGGUCUUCUUAGGAUCAGAAGAUGCUGAGGAAGAAUAG